AUCCCUGCUACUCACUUCCGCGACAACCACAGCAGACGAGCUGCAGCGAUGUCCUCCUGCCCGCGUCUCGAAAGAAAGCUGCCGUCGCGCUGCGUCUCCGAUCCGCUGGAGGACGAGCGGCAGCGGGGCGAAGCGCGCCUCUUCCGGACGCUGCUGGGCAGCUGCUACGGGCCCCAGGGUGGCCUCAAGCUCCUGCAUAACGCGGCCGGCGGCCCCACCGUCGCCACCUCCACCUCGGCCGUGCUGCUCCCGGCCCUGCAUCCGCCGGGCCCCACCCUGCGGCUGCUAGCGGCCGCGGUGCGUGGGCACCUGGGGCGGUGCGGCGACGGGGGCCUCUUCGCCGCGCUGCUCGCCUCCCUGCUGCUCGAGGGCGGGUGGGGGAUUGAGGUGCCGCCCGGCCUCACGGGAAGAGUGCAGGGACGCCUGCUGCAGCUGUGCGAAAGCUACCUGCGUUCGGAGGAGUGCGCUUGCCGCCUGCGCGUGGACCUGGGUUCGCUACCCCGGCUGCUGUCGCUGGUGCUCACGGUGCUGGGCAGCAAGCCGGCAUGCCUCCUGUCACGACGAGCAGCGCGUCACGUCUCCACCGCGCUGCUGCGCUCCUUCCUCCACACGGUGCCGAGCUGCGGCCUGGCACCUUGUGACGGCGAUGACGACGAACGGCCGACGACGAUGACCCUGGGUCACGCCGUGCUGGUGAGCGCCGUGGGACCGCCGGUCGAGGAGACGCGUGUGCUGCCGGGGCUGCUGGUGGAGACCUCCGAGCUGGCGGUGAGCGUGGCGGGAGGGAGCCCAGGUGACGAGGGAUCCAUCCGUGUGGCCGUUUUCAACACCUCUCUGUCGGGGGACGUGGCCGAGGGCGGCGAGCGGGAGCUGCGCCACGAGGUGGCGGUGGGCGUGAGUGUGCACGGUGCCACGCUUGCGCAGCUGCUGAGUCUGGGUGAGCGGCUGCUGGCACUGGGGGUGCGGCUGCUCGCCUGCCAGAAGGUGGUCCACCCUGCGCUGGGCCAGUUCCUGGAGGAGCGCGGUGCACGCGUGAUCGACCGCCUCGGAGCUUCCCUCGUUGAGCCCCUCUGCCGCCUUACAGGCGCCCAGCCGCUCGGCUCGUUUGUGGGCGUCGUGACCCUGGCGCAGCUCGGACUCGUGCGGGGCACGGACACCGUGCGCGUGGGGGAGAAGCGCUUCCUGCACCUACGGGGGGUCGACGCCCCCCCCGUGUGCACGCUCGUGCUGUGCCACCGCAACGACGCCGCGCUCGCCGAGCUCAAGCUGGCGUGCCAGGCAGCCCAGCACGCCCUGCAGGCUCUGCUCAAGGAGCCCCUGGCCCUGUUUGGCGGGGGCUGUACGGAGACCCACCUGGCCGCCUACAUUAGACACGCGGCGAUGGGGCUGAGCGAGGAGCUGCUGCAGGAGCUGCGCUGCUCGCGAGCCCAGCUGCGCAGCGUGGCGUCACACCUGGCGGGCGCGCUGGAGGCCGUAGCGUGCACGCUGAGCCAAGGCCGCAGCACCCACCUUGUGGACAGCAGGUUUGGGCACCUUUGGGUGGCGUGGCGAGUAGCUCUGCCGGAUGAGGACUGGGAGGCCGUGCUCCAGAGUUGUGCGUGUGGCGCCCUGGUGUCGCCCCCGCCCGGCGUGAGCUGGCGGUGGCUGGGCCAACGUGGCCAUCGUGACUCCACGUCGCUGGGUGACGAGGCGACGGCUCCGACACCGCUGCUCGCACCGCCGGAUCCUCCACCCUCUCUGCUGCUCGACUCCUUCACGGUCAGAAGCAAUGCCCUCCAAGUGGCUGUGGAGGUCGCCAGCCUCCUCCUGGAUGUUAAGUGCACGAUCGAGGACACCAAUUAGAAAUAAAGCUAGCAAAUGUCUUGUUUCAAAUGGGACAGUCCCUGUUGCCCUGAAAGAUUUGCAUACAUCAGUAUUUUGUAUUUGUUUAACAUGUUAACUUUAGAGAAGGGCCCUUAGGCUACAGAGGUAGGCUAUUCGAUAAUAGUGGCACGCUAUUAAGACUGUAGAGGCAUGCUGUUGAGACAAAGUCAAUAUUUUACUGGAUGCAGAAGCCCAAACCGGUUAAACAUGACAAGGCUUCUUGUCAACAGUGUGUGAUUGGGUUUGGAAUGCCACAACGCUUGUGGGCCUUUUUCUCUGUGCCGUGAGUUGGAAUCUGUGUCAGUGCUUGUUAUGUACAUGUCUGAAAUGACCUGCCCUGAAAUUAUUUAUUUUUCAUUUUGUAUGCAUAUGCAGGAUUGUGUUAACUUAUAAUAAAGCUAUUCUCGAUACAUGGCUGGUGUUUGCGUGCACUUUUUGCGCAACUAGAUUUAAUCACGCUGAGACCCGUGACUUAUAAUCAAGCUGCUUUGCAGACAAACCCAACACAGGAAACCUGUGAGUAUUGUAGGCAUCUCCUUUCAUUAUUUCUCACACGAAUAGGAGGGUGGAACACCUCCAGCCCACGGUCCAGGCACCGACCGUGGCUUCAUUUGAUACAUUUAUCUGUCACUGCAAGCAUCUGAGGCACGCCGAUUGGGUCCUAAUAGUUCGUCCGGGCGACACUGUUGCUAAUGUUAGCAUGCAAAGUCGCCUCUGUCACAGCGGGAAAUGUAAGCCCUGAUUAUUUUUUCACGCUAUUAUUGGACAACGCUAAGGUGUGUUGUUCAUGCGUGGCCCUCAGAUAAAUCCUUUACCACCCCUGGGAAACGGUUCCCCGCCACUGAUUUCAAGGAAGCUACAACACCCACUCACCGCUGUCAGAUGUGUCACUAGAAAAUGAGCUCUGCCCUCAGAUGUCAAUUACAAUGAUAAUGAUUUGCUUUUUGACAUAUUGCCCAAUACACCGGGAUGUCUCAUUGCUUUCCAUCUCAAAUCAACACGUUGAAAAGGCACCCUCAGUGGCACAAAUGUACUCAGCACCUGGCCCGCAAAUGGGCAUUAAUCUGCCAGUAGGAUCGAUGAUGGCUUUCAAUGGAGUAAUUGCAAUCAAUGCUAAAGCCCUGCCUCUCGCUGUCAAUCUUGUAAGCCCCAUGAUUUGUCGUCAAUCAAUGUCAUCGUCGGCCUUGCUCAGAAGCUUGUCAGUCAAGUAUCGCUCCCCCGCCCACAGUUGUCAAUCCAUAUUCAAGGUUUUUAAGGUAUUAGCGUAAAUUUAAAUAUCGUUCAUUGUUAAAUUUGAAUCACAGUUCCUAUGAUUACUGGUUGUUACAUUGUUUUUAUAGCUUUAUUUUGGUGAUGUCGAAAAUAUAUGGUUAAGCCAUGUUUCUUGCAGAAGUGCGGAGUUGGCCUGAUAUCUUUAAUCGAAAUUGUCUUAUGGUUGUUAUUGUUCGACUUGCAUCACACUGGGAUUUUUGCACACAGCGUUGUAAUACGGUGUUUUUUUUCUGGAAGAUUUGCUGGUUUAUCCAGGAUGUUUCUGUUGCGCGUCGUCCAGUGGCGGCUCCUGCAAAAUCUCUCAGGGGGGGGCAAAUGUCUGGAUGAUUGAUAAGGAUAAGGUCCACCCAUGCAAUGGAUAAAUUAACAGCUUAAGCAUGUAAAGGCAACUUCACUUCUUUAAUAUUAAUGAAAAAUAAAGUGACUCUUACAAUACAUCUUGUUUGUUUAUAUACUCA
Lethenteron reissneri (Far Eastern brook lamprey) is the source of this 3593-nucleotide messenger RNA. RefSeq names its product MKKS centrosomal shuttling protein (gene MKKS). Gene Ontology annotation, cellular component: kinociliary basal body; nucleus; cytoplasm. Lineage: Eukaryota; Metazoa; Chordata; Hyperoartia; Petromyzontiformes; Petromyzontidae. Gene Ontology annotation, molecular function: ATP binding. The record is from RefSeq and is a predicted model, not a curated record. Gene Ontology annotation, biological process: developmental process; intracellular transport; cilium assembly.